AUGAACGAAGACAUCAGCGAGGAUCUCCUUACUGGAGAAAUAGGAGUCGGCUCGGAUGAUGAAGGAGUUGAGUCCGAGGUCCAACGAAAACCAAUCCAAGGAGUCAACAACCGUCGCAUCGCUCGUGCACAUUACACUCGUCCGGUUCCAGUUGAGGACGAAAUGACAAUGACAUUCACACUUGAGCCUUUGAACAUACCGACUGUUGUGAGCCAUGGAUUGCCAGACGAGGAAGAAAGUGAAGAUAAAUACACGGACGAUGAAGAGAAAGAAAAGGAGAAAAAUGCUGAAGAGAAGGACAAGAAAAAAGUUGGAGCGGAAUCACAGAAACCUCUCUGUUACGAUGCAAUUGGUUCCAUUAUUGAGUCGAUGAGUAUAAACAAAAGAGUCGAAAUAUAUUUGAAAUGUCCCACGAUUCGAAAACUCGAAAGACGUGUUCCUUUAUACAUUGAGCAUCUUGAGUUUGAUGAUUAUAGGAUCAAGCUCGACGAUUUUGAAUACAAAGUGCUUCAUUUGAAUGUUGAACAAGGAAUUCAGGAUAUAAAUACGUUCGGAACUGAAUGCGUCGAGAUGGAUAGUGUAUUGACGCCUGGAGACAUUGAUUUCGCCUAUUAUAUCACAAAGAUUUGGAUGCAAUCAUGUUUGGUUUUACGUCCAGACGGUACCUACCGUUAUGGCGAUGAGAUCGAAGGAGAUCAGGGACCGAGGGAUCACUGGACCCAAGUAACUAUCACAACUCCCGCAGGAAAGACAUUCCAACGUACACCUUACGACCGUCCCCUGUUUCAUGCAAUGAAACAUCUUGGAACUCUUUUCUUCGCAAACAGAGAGUCUCCUAUCAAAGUUGGAUUCCUGGAUAUUAAGACAGGAGUUACUAUUCGUCUUCCAGUUGAUGUAAAAUUCAAAGUAAACCACAUUUUGGUUAAUUUCAUCAUGAGCUAUUACGCUUAUUUGACCGAGCAAAUAUUGGAUCCGGAGAGCAUUCCAUUCAAACGAGUGACAUAUUCAAACCUAGAAGAUCUGGACCACUCAUAUGUUCGUAAUGCCAAAGAACAUGUAUACGAUGACAACUGUCAAAUCAGACCUAGUUUAGAGCCGCUCGGUGAACAUAGAAACCUCAUCAUAAUUGUAAGAGAAAAUCCUACCACUCUUCAUCAUUACCUGAGCAUUGUGCACUCUUGGGUAGAAAACGGCAAAGAAAUUGGAUGCCGAUUGCAAAUGGAAUGCCCAUUGGAAAUCACGCGAGAUGCAAUGUUCAAUACCUUACAAAAUGAAUACCCGCAAGAAGAAGUGAAUACAAAUGAGCUUGUGAUUAAAAUGAAAGCAGGUGGGAAUGUGUUGGUUGUGUAUUCGCGGAACCGAAAUGGGAAGUACAAUAUUGUUAUCGAAUCACGUAUGGAAACAGUGAAAGCCGCAGUGUCAGAGGACGUAACAGCGAAGAAACGGAAAUGUUGA
Messenger RNA from Caenorhabditis briggsae, 1455 nucleotides. The transcript has 5 exons. The record is from RefSeq and is a predicted model, not a curated record. Lineage: Eukaryota; Metazoa; Nematoda; Chromadorea; Rhabditida; Rhabditidae. Bases 1 to 1455 code for a protein of 484 amino acids.